Molecule: messenger RNA, 4417 nt
Organism: Epinephelus moara (kelp grouper)
Lineage: Eukaryota; Metazoa; Chordata; Actinopteri; Perciformes; Serranidae
Product: axin-2-like
Exons: 11
Coding region: 321-2702 (793 amino acids)
Biological process (GO): negative regulation of canonical Wnt signaling pathway
Source: RefSeq, a predicted model, not a curated record
UGAAUGGGACAGGGUACAUCAAACUACAGCGCUUGUUUUGCAGCGAGAUAGGACACAUGUGGCACGGCACAGGCUUUAAAUAGUCCGUCAUCGCUUUUUGUGCUGGAUUACUGCUUGGAGAGUUUUGGACUGUAUGAGGCUCUACCAUACAUGGAAUAAUAGUUGAACUUUUUAACGGGUUUUACUCCGGUUGGAUCCUCUUUGCGAUGAGUGAAGAGGAGCUGAGAAGCUCCCCCGCUGCUUUUAGAGAGUGAGGCGGAUUAGGCUGGAGCUCAGUGGAGGCACAACGGCACUCUCACACGGCAACCGGAGCUGGAGCCAUGAGCAGGGCGCUUACGGAGCACAUCAGCAGUAGCUUCCGAGAAGAUGCUCCUCGUCCUCCGGUACCGGGGGAGGAGGGAGAGGCGUCAUGCUACAACCCCAGCAGAUCUGCCAAAAUGAGAGCCCAAAGUAAGGUUAAAGAUACCCCCGCCGCCGCCGCACCUCCCGGCUCCACACCGCGGAGGAACGAGGAUGGACUCGGGGAGCCAGAGGGCAGCGCGUCACCGGACUCGCCUCUAGUCCGGUGGACAAAGUCUCUGCAUUUUCUCCUGGGCGACCAAGACGGCGCUCACCUCUUUAGGACCUUUUUGGAGCGGGAGAAUUGCGUGGACACUUUGGACUUUUGGUUCGCCUGCAACGGCUUCAGGCAAAUGGACUUAAAGGAUACCAAAACGUUGCGAGUUGCCAAAGUUAUUUUCAAGCGGUACAUCGAGAACAAUAGCAUCGUAGCCAAGCAGCUGAAACCCGCCACCAAGAUCUUCAUAAGGGAUAGUAUUAAGAAACAACAAAUAGACUCUGCCAUGUUUGACCAGGCACAGACGGAAAUUCAGUCCAACAUGGAAGAGAAUGCAUACCAGAUGUUUUUGACCUCUGACAUAUACCUCGAAUACGUGCGCACCGGCUGCGAAAACGCGGCGUACAUGAACCACGGCAGCCUCGGGAGCCUCAAGCUGAUGUGUGGAUACCUUCCUCCUCUCAUGGAGGAAGAGGAGUGGAGUUGUAAUGACCUGAAGGCAAAAACGUUAGGGUCUGUGGUCGGACUCUCUGCGAAAACCCUGAGGGCUACUGCUACCAUCCGGACAGCAGCUGAAGUGCUGGAGAAUAGUUGCAGGUCCCACCGUCGAGGAGACCCUGCCAGCCCCUACUUUGUCAACUCUGGCUACAUUUUUGCCCCUGCCACCAGUGCCAAUGACAGCGAGAUCUCCAGCGAUGCCACAACAGAUGAUUCCAUGUCCAUGACAGACAGUAGCGUAGAUGGAAUCCCUCCGUAUAAGCUGGGCACUAAGAAGCAACUCCAGCGAGAGAUACAUCGCAGUGUCAAGAUCAAUGGCCAGAUAACGCUACCCCACUUUCCUAGGACACAUCGGCUGCCUAAGGAGAUGACCCCUGUUGAGCCCUCAGCCUUUGCUGCCCAGCUUAUAUCCCGGCUAGAGAAGCUGAAGCGAGAGCAGGACACCAUGAGCUCAUUGGAGGAGAGGCUGCAGCAGAUCCAGGAGGAGGAGGAACGGGAGGAGAGUGGUGACCUUACCAGCAGCACCUCUCUUCAUCACCCCCUGCUCCCCUCUGGCAGCCAAUGCGAGGAAGACCCUCAGGCUAUCCUGGACGAGCACUUGUCCCGUGUCCUGAAGACACCUGGCUGCCAGUCACCGGGUGUGGUUAGACACUCGCCGCGAUCGCGAUCCCCAGAUAGGACAGGUGCUAUGGUUUCCUCAGGCCACGGGCCCUUCUUUGGUGCUUAUCCUGGGGCCACCAAAGUUCUGAUGACAGGCAGGCAGUCCACAAAGCACAUCCACCACCACUACAUUCACCAUCACCAUGCUGCGCCCAAGACCAAGGAGCAGAUUGAGGCUGAAGCGGCUCAGCGCGUGCAGUGCCUCUGCCCUCCAGGGGGCGCCAAUUAUUCUGACUUCACCCAUGCUCGCUGCAGCACUUUGUCCAGACGACCAGUCAAGAGCACAGAUGAGGGCGUGUCUUCCCCGCACCUUCCCCUAGACGCCACCGACCGCUCUCAGAAUGUUUGGCAGUGGAUCCUAGAGAGUGAGAGGCAGGGCAAGCACAAGCCACACAGCACUCAAGGCCUAAAGAAGUCCAACCCGCUUGACUCCAAGACUCUACCUGGUCGGACCCACUCCUCUUGGGGCGGAGGCGGCAUUGGCAGCGGGGCUCACCUCCGUGGCCACCACCCAGGCCACCCGUUCAUCCAGGACCCAGCGAUGCCACCCCUGCCCCCACCCAACACCCUAGCACAGCUAGAGGAGGCCUGUCGCAGACUAGAAGAGGUCUCCAAGCCACCAAAACAAAGGCAUUCAACAACAGCCAGCAGCCUUCAGAGAGACAGGAGCCAUCCAGCAGCUGCCUUCCCCACUGGAGGCAGUCCGCUAGCCAGCCCUGGACUCCAAGCAGACGAGUCUAAGGAGCUAGUGGUCACCUACUUCUUCUGUGGUGAGGAGAUUCCUUAUCGCAGCAUGAUGAAGACCCACUGCCUCACCCUCGGACACUUCAAGGAACAGCUCAGCAAGAAAGGCAACUACCGGUACUACUUCAAGAAAGCCAGUGAUGAGUUCGAGUGUGGUGCUGUGUUCGAGGAGGUAUGGGAGGAUGCCUCUGUGUUACCCAUGUAUGAGGGCAAGGUCCUGGGCAAGGUGGAGAGGAUGGACUAAAAGCCACUUUGUUGCCAACCAACCGACGCCCUUUCUCGCCCAACCAAAAGCUAAACUGUCCCGAAAUAAUUUGAGCAAGAGACUCUUUGUAAUUAACAACAAAAAACUCUGGACUCUUUUUUCUAUUUCUUAAUAUUAAGCUAAACAGAGUUAAUAUAUCCAGCACAAGAGGAGUGAUCGAAGGAAGACGAGCCAAUGAAGUAUGCCGAACCCAGAGGAGGUGCCGCCCCUCCCUGACUUUAUCAACCAAUCAGCCUUAGACCUUAACACAAGGGAACGACAAGAGAGACUUUAAAAGACCAAUACAAGGAUCAUGAUGAUGAUUGGAGGCCAGUGGGGGGGAGACCCCGCCUCUUCUUGAAUAUAACCACUGAAGAUGUAGAUGACUGUUUUGUUGUGAUGUGAUGAGAGACUGAUUGUGCGUUCACGCCGGCUUCCCAGCCGAGUGCAACGGACUAUCAGGCGCUGAAGACACAGCGCCACCAACCUGCUCUUACACUCCAACAUCGUUACAAAAACAUCUGUACAUGUGCAUAUACAUACAUGCAUAUAUGUAUAUAUACAUGUAUUAUAUAUAUAGAUGCUUUUUGUCAUGAGUUGAAAGUUUUUAUUAAGUAUUUAUUGAAAAAAACAACCCAAUCUUUUCCCCAUCUCCCUUCCUAAGUCCUCUUAAACCUGUGUCCCUCCCCUUCCCUAUAUCCAGCCAAUGGGCAAGCUGCUUUGAAUGUUGGGAAAAUACUGUGGUGAUAUUGUUUAGUGUUUGUUUGUUUUUACUUUACACAAAGGAUGUGACACUAGCCUAGCACCUCCCAUAGCCUUGUAGCCCCGUCUGAUCCAAACUAACAACUUUUGCGGCGGUCGUGUCUGAGGCGCACUCCCUCCUCUAUUCUAAUGGUCAAUCCUAGUCUUAUAUGCUGCUGAUAGUUUGUAACCCCUUUUUUUUCUCUCAGUCCGGCAACAGAGCUCAAUCUUUUUUGUUGUGCCUUUGUUUAUAAACCAGGCAUUGCACGAGGUGGGGAGGGGGGUCGAAAACAGUCGCAAAUACACACAGAGAGGAGACCUGGAGCACAAGCUGUACCAUCUAAUAAUGGCAGUGUUUACAGCCCGCACACCAAAAUAACUUGUGCUAACAAGAACAAGUUUGGGUCACUGAGAACGACUUCUUGAGGAAGUCAGCUAGCAUGUCAAAACACACACACACACACACACACACACACAAAAAGAAAAAAAAAAAGUGAAGAAUUAUGGCUCCAAUAUCCUUUGAAUGUCGUUACAGUAACAUCGUAUAUAGCAGAGCUCCUGUAUACAUUGUAAUUAUGCAUUCUGAAGUAUGGAUACUGACAUAUGUGAUGCACAGAUAAAGUACACACACACAUAAACACACACACUCAGUAUCGCUGGUGUUUAAUGAGUACAGCACCUGUGCCUACAUGGAUGCCAUACCAUGUGCUACCCUGUUUCAGGGUUUUAAUAUAUAUCCCUUGGUUUUCAGAAGGGUUUUAUGUUGAAAAGAUAUUUUUAUGCUUUUAAUAAUAUCCUAUAAUCAUGUUUUGUUUUGUUUUGUUUUGACACCACGGCCUUUUAUUGUUUUGUUUCAUUCUAUCUAAACUGUAAAUUAUACAAUAUAUAAAGAGUUUCAUUUAAAGAUUUACAUGGACCUAUAAUUAUUGUAAUUAUUGAGAGCUGUAGCCUUUAUUAAAGUUUUAUAUUUUUCA